Molecule: messenger RNA, 1596 nt
Organism: Rhodotorula graminis WP1
Lineage: Eukaryota; Fungi; Basidiomycota; Microbotryomycetes; Sporidiobolales; Sporidiobolaceae
Exons: 11
Biological process (GO): GPI anchor biosynthetic process
Cellular component (GO): endoplasmic reticulum
Source: RefSeq, a predicted model, not a curated record
CAGAGCUACAUCAACACUGCGCCACCGCCACGAUGGCGCACCCGCGAGUUCCUCGCCUACUACGCCGUCUUCCUCGUCGUCGUACCGCAAAUGGUCCUCGCAGCGUGCCGCACCACUCGUCCGACGACCAAGCAGUACAUCAAGUACGGCCACCGCCUCAGCGACGGCUGGCUCCUCGGUUGGCGAGUAGACGUGACCGACGCCCAGUACCACCUCUUCCGCUCUCACCUCCCCCUCCUCGUCCUCCUCGCCCUCGUCCACCUCGCCUUCUCGCACGCCUUCCGCCUCGUCCUCUCGCGCUUCGUCAAUCCCUCGACCUAUGCGCCCGACUCGCCGAGAUACUCGACCGCGAAAGCGCGCACCGCCCGGGCGCGCUUCCUCGCCGUGUUCGCGCUCGUCCUCCUCGGCGCCCUGCACGGCUCGAGCCUCCCCAAGGUGCUCGCCAUCCUCUGGAUCAACUACCGCGUCGCCAUGCUCGGCGGUGCAGGGCAGGAGUGGGCCCCGUACGCGACCUGGAUCGUCAACCUCGUCAUCCUGUUCGCCAACGAGCUCUGCGGCGGGUACCACUACGCGUCCCUGCACUCAUCUCUCGCCUGGCUUGACGACUACGGCGGCCUCCUCCCGCGGUGGCACAUCAGCUGGAACAUCUCGAUGCUGCGCCUUAUCAGCUUCAACAUGGAGUACUACUGGGCGUUGCACCUGUCCCCACAGGCGUCAACCCGCACCCGCACUUCUCGCACCUCCACCUCGGCGCCCGUACCCGACCCUGCGCCCUCGGCCGGCAACUACACCUUCUCCCUCUACCUUGCCUACGUCCUGUACCCUCCCUUGUACCUCGCCGGCCCCAUCAUGUCGUACAGGUCAUUUGCCGACGAGCUGCGCCCGCUCGCGCUCGUCCUGUACGCCGUCCGGUUCGCGGCGUGCCUCUUGACGAUGGAGCUCGUCCUGCACUCGAUGUACGUCGUCGCGCUCAAGGACUCGGGCAAGGGCUGGUGGGAGGGCUUGGGCGCCAACGAGGUCGCCAUGGUCGGCUUCUGGAACCUCAUCGUCGUCUGGCUCAAGCUCCUUCUCCCGUGGCGCCUCUUCCGCCUGUGGGCCCUCCUCGACGGCAUCGUCCCGCCCGAGAACAUGGUGCGCUGCAUGGCCAACAACUACUCGACUCUCGGCUUUUGGAGGAGCUGGCACCGCAGCUUCAACGUGUGGAUCGUCAGGUACCUCUACAUCCCGCUCGGCGGCGCGUCACAGCCCGUCCUCGCGACGCUCGGCGUCUUCACGUUCGUCGCCCUGUGGCACGACCUGCGCCUGCGGCUCCUCGUGUGGGGCUGGGGCGUCACGCUCUUUGUCCUGCCCGAGAUGGUCGCGAGGAAGGUCGUUCCGGCGUCCAAGUUCGGCGCCAAGCCCUGGUACCGCCACCUCGCCGCACUCGGCGGCGUCUUCAACGUGCUCCUCAUGAUGACGGCCAACCUGAUUGGGUUCGUCGUCGGCGUCGACGGCGCCAAGGCGCUGUGGACCGUCAUGCUCGGCGGGUGGGAAGGUGCGUCUCGCAUCUCUCUCGCCUGCCUCUUCGUCGGCGUCCAACUCAUGUUCGAGUACAGG